AUGCCUACUACUUCAUUACCUUCCAGCAUAUUGCUUGAUAAAUCAGCAACUACUGAGAUUUCCACAGUAACGCCUUCAUUGUCCAAUCUACAUUUAGCCACAAGCAUACACAAUUAUGCCAAUGGAGGAGGCUCAGUACAAACAGUGGGCGUCUCAUCAUCAACAUCGUCAUCAUCACCCGAUUCAUCUGACUCGGGGUCAUCUUCAUCAUCAGUCACUGGAUUAAUUUAUGCUAGUGAAUCGUCGGAUUUAGCUGGUGCUACAGGAUCAUUUGCUGCUAGUUCCGAUGUAAAGACAUUAAGCAUAUCAUCAUCAUCAACUAGUACUAAUGGUGGUUCAAAGUCAACUGGUGGUUCUCUUGAUCUGUCUUCGAGUACUGCUUCUGCUUCUUCUGAAAAUGGAGCUAGUGGAUUUGUUGGUUCAGUAAAGAGUAGCAAAUACUUGCUUGUGUUUUCAUUGUUUACUGUUGCUUCGAUGGUUGUUUCACUUUGA
Molecule: messenger RNA, 492 nt
Organism: Lodderomyces orthopsilosis Co 90-125
Lineage: Eukaryota; Fungi; Ascomycota; Pichiomycetes; Serinales; Debaryomycetaceae
Gene: FAV2
Product: Fav2p
Exons: 1
Coding region: 1-492 (163 amino acids)
Source: RefSeq, a predicted model, not a curated record